Molecule: messenger RNA, 819 nt
Organism: Mesorhabditis spiculigera
Lineage: Eukaryota; Metazoa; Nematoda; Chromadorea; Rhabditida; Rhabditidae
Source: the annotation of a GenBank genome assembly
AUGAAAGAACGGGAAACGCCGCCGACUCCAACGCUGCUCGCCAUAUUUUUCUGCCUAUUCGCUACAGUACUUUGUAAUUCCACUCCCCGCGAAGUGUUCCGGUUAUACCGAGCCGUUCCGCAUUCCACCACCGGACUGCGGGCCCUUCACGAUUUGCAGAAAAAUGACCAUCUAUUCAAUGUCGACUUCUGGAAGGAGCCGCGUGCGAUUGAGGACACGGCCGACGUGAUGGUGCCCGAAUCUGUGUGGGGACUCGUGGAGGAAUAUCUGCAAAAUAGCAACUGCACCUACAGGGUUUCGGUGCCUGAUGUGGAGAAGCUGAUCCUCUACAACGAGGGCUCAAAACGGACGCGGCCCGGCUUUGGCAAGCGGUUAAAUGAUGACCCGAUUUUGGAUAGUGAACCCGACGACGAUUGGACGAACGUCGGCAAGCUGAAGAAAGCGAAAUAUCCAUUUGGGGAUUACGCGCCCUACGCCGACAUGAUGAAGUAUAUGAGAACAAUCGAGUUCUACUACCCGGGUUUCACCAAAAUCGUCCGGAUCGGAACUUCCCAUGAAGGAAAACCUAUUGAGGGACUCAAGAUCGGGUUCCCCAUCGAAAAUACCUCAAAGCGCGCCGUUUGGAUUGAUGGGAAUAUACACGCGCGGGAAUGGGCCAGCAGUCAUACAGCGUUGUAUAUUAUUAAUCAGCUAGUCUCCGGCUAUGGCAAAGACGACAACACGACGUUCUAUGUCAACAACCUGAACUUCUACAUCGUGCCGUGUCUGAAUCCGGAUGGCUACGAGUACACGCGGAGCAGCCCGCAGCCAUUGGUGCGU